Metschnikowia bicuspidata var. bicuspidata NRRL YB-4993 is the source of this 1412-nucleotide messenger RNA. It is a transcript of the gene NPL3, whose product is annotated as mRNA-binding protein. The record is from RefSeq and is a predicted model, not a curated record. Gene Ontology annotation, cellular component: nucleus; cytoplasm; ribonucleoprotein complex. Gene Ontology annotation, molecular function: mRNA binding. NCBI's taxonomy places the organism in Eukaryota, Fungi, Ascomycota, Pichiomycetes, Serinales, Metschnikowiaceae. The coding region runs from base 224 to 1048 and encodes 274 amino acids. The transcript has 3 exons.
CCAUAUCUCCAUUCCCGGCGUCUCUUUAACCGCCCGAAAAUACGCGCCCGUAUGUUUCCCUUUUUUUCCUAAAAAAAAACACCGCGGCCCUAAAAUCAAGUCCCUAGCCCCAGUCCAAUUUCCCGCAGCUCCAUACACGCCACCCGGGCCCAUCGCGCACUGCUAAUUUCUCACGCGGGCGUGCGCCAACCGCGCCAGCACAGGCGCCACAUCGCAGCUCGAAAUGUUUCUGCCUCUUUUCUUCCCUUUUUCUCCUGAACAAAAAAACCACCACCACCAGAAAAAUAUGUCUGACUCCGGAUCCCCUCCCCCUUCCGACGUGCCACAGUCGCCUGCGCAAAACGCCGACCAAAUUCCGCUUGAGCAGGCUGCGCCAGCCCAGGCUCCAGCCCAAAGCAAGCUUUUUGUGAGACCCAUUGGAUUUGACACCACCCGCGAGGCUGUCGAGGACCACUUUGCCAGCGCCGGUACCGUGGUGGACGUGCACAUGAUGCGUGGCUUUGCCUUUGUGUCGUUCUCCUCCAGCGAGGAGGCGGCCCGCGCCCAGGAGACCUUGAGCAACACGGAUCUCGACGGCAACUCGUUGCAGAUUGAGUUUGCCAAGGAGAGACGCGAGGACACGCGCGGCCAGUUCCGCGUCAAGGUCACCAACUUGCCCGAGGGCACCGCGUGGCAAGACUUCAAGGACUUUGUGCGCGAGAAAACCGAGUGCUCGCCCACGUUCGCCAAGGUUUUCCGUGACUACGAGUCUGGCGAGACCAUCGGCAACUUGGAGUUCUCGUCCUCGGACGAGCUCGACAAGGCCAUUUCCGUGUUGAACCAGGCCGACUACCAGGAUGCCGUGAUCUCUGCCGAGCAGGACACCUCGCCAUUCGUCCCCCCAGCUAGAAGGGGUGGCUUCAGAGGUGGCCGUGGUGGCCGCGGUGACUAUGGUGGCCGCGGCGGCAGAGGCGACUUCCGCGGCGGCCGUGGCGGUUACGACCGUGAUGACAACCGCAGUUACGAGAGAGACUCGUACACGCGUGACAGAUCCCCCACCCGCUACUAGGGAGCCGGUCAACCCUAUUUUCACUUCGAGAUGACUUGCUUUUUACGAACCACCACUUUGAAUGGGAACGGAAGAAAUUGGAAAGAAAACGUGCUCACAUGGGAAGAAGAAGAGUCUGUUCCGAGAAACAACACGAUGUAUAACUUUGAAUUAGAUUAAGAAAACACUAGCUGACACCCACAGAUUUCAGACUUCACAAACAGCACACGACGAUAUACUUUGUUCUGCACUUAACCUUCUUGUUUCACGGGAUUUCUUUGACAUGUGCACCAGCACUUUUAUGUGAUCAGCAAUGGCUUCUUUUUUGAGCCCUGCGCCGCGAUUACAUUCGAUGACCUUGAUUUAUACUGGGGAACCAGGCGUA